CCACUUUUAGCUUUGGAACCCAACGCCAGCCCUCUCUUCGGAGGCUGGGGAUAGAGCUCCGGCCGGGGCAUUUGCGAGAGGCGCGGAGGCAGCAGCAGCGGCGGCCUCGGCGGCUGCAUCAGGGCACCCGGCGUGCGGGGCAUGAACUUGGAGGGAGGCGGUGGCGGCAGCGGCGGCGGCGGCAGCAGUAGCGAGUGCGGGAUGAGUUCUGUGAGUUGUGGAAACGGCAAACUCCGCCAAUGGCUGAUUGACCAGAUUGACAGCGGCAAGUACCCGGGCCUCGUGUGGGAGAAUGAGGAGAAGAGCAUCUUCCGCAUCCCCUGGAAACACGCCGGCAAGCAGGACUACAACCGCGAGGAGGAUGCUGCCCUCUUCAAGGCUUGGGCACUCUUUAAAGGGAAGUUCAGGGAAGGUAUUGACAAACCAGACCCUCCAACCUGGAAGACAAGGUUGCGCUGUGCUCUCAACAAGAGUAAUGACUUUGAAGAGUUGGUUGACAGAAGCCAACUGGAUAUCUCAGAUCCAUACAAAGUCUACAGAAUUGUUCCUGAAGGGGCCAAAAAAGGAGCUAAACAAUUGGGCUUGGAGGAUCCCCAGAUAAUUAUGAACCACUCUUUUGCAAUGCCUGCUCCAUACCCAUCACUACAAACUCAGGUUCCAAACUAUAUGAUGCCCCAUGACCGUAAUUGGAGAGAUUUUGUUCCAGAGCAGCCUCACCCAGAAAUCCCCUAUCAAUGUGCAACUGUCCCUUUUGGACCUCGAAGUCACCACUGGCAGGGCCCUGCCUGUGAGAAUGGUUGCCAGGUGACGGGCACCUUUUAUGCUUGUGCGCCACCUGAGUCACAGACUCCUGGAAUACCCAUCGAGCCAAGUAUAAGGUCUGCUGAAGCCCUGGCCCUCUCAG
This is a messenger RNA of Trichosurus vulpecula (common brushtail), 904 nucleotides long. It is a transcript of the gene IRF4, whose product is annotated as interferon regulatory factor 4. Lineage: Eukaryota; Metazoa; Chordata; Mammalia; Diprotodontia; Phalangeridae. Gene Ontology annotation, cellular component: nucleus. Gene Ontology annotation, molecular function: DNA-binding transcription factor activity, RNA polymerase II-specific; protein binding; RNA polymerase II cis-regulatory region sequence-specific DNA binding. The record is from RefSeq and is a predicted model, not a curated record. Gene Ontology annotation, biological process: regulation of transcription by RNA polymerase II; immune system process.